Molecule: messenger RNA, 1155 nt
Organism: Macroventuria anomochaeta
Lineage: Eukaryota; Fungi; Ascomycota; Dothideomycetes; Pleosporales; Didymellaceae
Exons: 3
Coding region: 1-1155 (384 amino acids)
Source: RefSeq, a predicted model, not a curated record
AUGGCGUCAAGCUCCGCGCAUGAUGCGAAGAAUACCCCAAAACGACUUCGCAAACGAACUGAUAACAUAGCCUAUCGCAUGCCUGGCCCAACGGCUCCAAGGUUCAUCAUCUGUGACCGACAUGGACCUUCUCUUGAGUCUGCCCAGGUUCCUCUCGCACGGGCUUUAGUUCUGUUCGACCUUCGACUUGUCCUCCGAGUUCAAAAGUUUCACCAAAAAGGUGCUUCAUCUGCAGAUGAAACACGCAAAGCCGAAGCUAUUCGUUGGUUAGAAGAUUGUAAUGAUAUCAAACAUCAGUGGAAAGACAUCAAUUCAGGGCAAUGUCAAUUCAGUGAGCUGUACAUGAAAAGCAAUUGCUUCAUUCCUAUUUGGACAGAAGGCAUGCGCAUCAUUAAAGAGGUGCUUAAGAGUAAUCCAGUUUCCAGGAAUCAGUCUCGAAAGCAAGAAGGCUUUGUGCAUCUUCUAGGAGAGUAUAUGAGUCAAGCAAACGACCUGCAGGCCCAGAUGGUUAAUACUGCUCAUCAGGGUCUUUUCGACCCGGACUUCCUCAAUCCGAUCCAAGAGCGCUGGAUGCGGCUGGACGAAACUGUUAAGUUACAUUACGACUUGUGUAACUUUUGCGUUGACGAAGACGAACCCUGUCUUUUUCGACCUUCACUUACAUGGUCAGAAGUUCGAAGCUUAGUACAAGUGAAUGAUGUAGGGACAAAACGUGACGACAAACUUAGUCAAAUCCAAAUUGCUAGCAGGCCCAGGAAGGCAAGUGAGCCUGAUACAACAGCAGGGUCUAAGAAAGCCAACAUUUUCAUUUUGUGGCUAGUAGUCUUCAGCUGUGCUGUGGCUCCUGCCCCAUUGUUCGCUCUCGGUUACUCCCGUUCACUUCAUCUCCAAGGAACAGCAAACGACGCAGACUUCUGGUUCCUUAUACAAGCUACAUUGCUGCAAGUUCAAGGGCUAGUCGUUUCUGCGCUUCUUGAACGAAAGCGUGGCCGCCUCCCAAGAUGGCGCUGGGCCAUUCCGGCUGCAAUUGCAGCAGCUUGUUCUAUCGUGGCAAUUCCCGUUUAUCUGACUGUACCAAAAGAGUGGAGCUCCUUUCUCUCUCUAGUUGCCGGAACAACUCAAUCCUUCAUGAUAUUGCAAUUGUUUCUUUUCUAA